Messenger RNA from Emiliania huxleyi CCMP1516, 558 nucleotides. RefSeq lists its product as hypothetical. The annotation marks the transcript as partial. The transcript has 2 exons. Lineage: Eukaryota; Haptophyta; Isochrysidales; Noelaerhabdaceae. Gene Ontology annotation, molecular function: rRNA (adenine-N6,N6-)-dimethyltransferase activity. The record is from RefSeq and is a predicted model, not a curated record. Gene Ontology annotation, biological process: rRNA methylation.
AUGCUCCUCCUCUUCGUCACGGCCUCACCGGCCCUGCGAGCUGUGCCGACCAGGGCCGUUCCCGCCGCCGCCGCCGUCGCGCGCGCCUCACGCCGCCGCGCGUGCCUCGUCUGUGCCGCGGCUCCCGGCGGCGAGAGGCAGCAGCGUCAGCGUCCAAAGGCCAAGCAGAGCCUCGGGCAGAACUUUCUGGUGGACGACGCCCUCGCCGAGCGGAUGGCGGCGUCGCUCCGCCGCGGCGAUGGCGACGGCGACGGGCGAAGGGUGGUCGAGCUCGGUCCGGGGCAGGGCGCGCUGACGGCGCUAUUGCUGCAGUCUCACCCAGAGAUGCUCGCCGUGGAGAUUGAUCAGCGGAUGGUGGAGAUCCUCCGCGCCGACCUGCCCGCGCUCGAGCUGCGACACGCCGACCUGCUCGGGCUCGACCUGGCGGCUCUCGCGGCGGAGAGGGGAGGGCCCCUCUCGGUGCUGACCAACACCCCCUUCUACCUGACGAGCCAGCUCCUCUUCAAGCUGCUCGGCUCGCUCGAGCAGAUCGACGAGGUCGUCCUCUCCAUGCAGGCC